UUGAAAACAAGUCAGUUUUUUACGUUAUGAAAUUCGAAUUAUUAUGUUCAUUUCUAUUGCUAUUGUGUUCUGUAAAACUUAGUGAAACAGCUAAAAUUUUAGCUAUAUUUCCCUUUCCUGGUCCAUCACAGUAUUUGGUAGUGCAACCGUAUUUGAAAACAUUGGCCUCACGGGGUCAUGAGGUUACCGUAAUCAAUGCCUUUCCUCAAAAGACACCCAUACCGAAUUACAGAGAUAUUAAUGUACCAGAAGUUUUGCAAUAUGUGGGAGACGUUUUCAGUUUUGUUAAUGAUAUACACAGCACUUUCUCCGAAAUUAUGGGCUUCUCCUGGUACUACUCGACCAUUGCCAAAGAUGUCUUAAAUAAUGAAAAUGUUCAGAAACUUCUAACAUCACCAGAGGAACAAUUCGAUUUGCUUAUUAUAGAAACUCUGCAAAUGGAUGUGCUAUUUGGUAUAGCUGAACACUUUAAAACGUCUAUUAUUGGUGUCUCUUCCUAUGGUACCGAUCCCUAUAUAGAUAGCUUGGUCAACAAUAUAUCACCCAUGGCUUAUACACCCCUACUAACGGGCAGCUUUACGGAACGUAUGAAUUUUAAAGAACGUUUAAUAAAUAUGUGGCAUCACAUUUUAAUGCUGUGGCAUCGUGAAUUUAUACACAAACCUUUACAUGAUGAAUUAUAUAAAGAAUAUUUUCCUAAGGCCCAAAGAUCUUUAGAAGAAUUAAGACAAAAUAUUUCUUUGAUCUUGUUAAAUCAACAUUUUAGUUUAAGUUUUCCUCGUUCAUAUGUCACCAAUAUGAUAGAGGUUGGUGGUUUUCAUAUACAACAUAAAGCCCAAAAUCUUAGCCAAGAUAUUGAAGAUUUCAUUAACUCUUCUGAACAAGAUGUUAUAUAUUUCUCUAUGGGUUCCAAUAUAAAAAGUGAACAUUUUCCCGCUCCAAUACGUCAAAUACUUUUAGAAACAUUUGCCUCUUUACCCUAUAAAAUUCUAUGGAAAUUUGAAAAUCCUGCUCUAAUGCAAAAUCGUCCUACAAAUGUUUUUAUCAACAAAUGGUUCCCGCAAGCAGAUAUUUUGGCUUAUCCUCGUCUUAAAUUAUUCAUAACACAUGGUGGUCUUUUGAGUUUAAUUGAAUCCAUUUAUCAUGGUAAACCUGUUUUAGGCAUACCCGUUUUCUAUGAUCAAUUUGUUAAUAUGCGACGAGCCCAACAGGAUGGUUUUGGUCUUUCUAUUAGUUAUAAAGAACUUAAUCAUACCAUUUUGAGAUAUAAUAUAAAAGAACUCAUGGAAAAUCCUCAAUAUACAGAGAAAGCGAUAAUAAUGUCUCAACGUUAUCGUGAUCAGCCUAUAGAUCCUUUGGAUAAGGCCAUUUAUUGGACUGAAUAUGUUUUGAGACAUCGAGGUGCUGGAUUUCUACGUUCACCCGCUCAGUAUUUGAAUUAUUGGCAAAGAAAUAGUUGGGAUUGUAUUGCUGUAUAUUUGGUAGCACUAUUGGCUGCUGUGUCUUUCUUUGUGUUAAUUUUUGUUGCAUUAAUUAAGUGUUGUUGUAGUUUGAAAAAUAAAGCUGCGAAUAAAAUGAAAGUUAAUUAA
Messenger RNA from Lucilia sericata (common green bottle fly), 1589 nucleotides. Its product is annotated as UDP-glucosyltransferase 2-like. Gene Ontology annotation, molecular function: UDP-glycosyltransferase activity. Lineage: Eukaryota; Metazoa; Arthropoda; Insecta; Diptera; Calliphoridae. The transcript has 2 exons. Bases 27 to 1589 code for a protein of 520 amino acids. The record is from RefSeq and is a predicted model, not a curated record.